Molecule: messenger RNA, 1338 nt
Organism: Kwoniella shivajii
Lineage: Eukaryota; Fungi; Basidiomycota; Tremellomycetes; Tremellales; Cryptococcaceae
Exons: 9
Coding region: 1-1338 (445 amino acids)
Molecular function (GO): protein binding
Source: RefSeq, a predicted model, not a curated record
AUGGAGGAAUCAAUUACUAGCGGACCAAGUCAACAAUGGCCCUCCGCACCUGUAUAUGAUUUCGAACAGAAUCCGAGAUAUGUAUCAAGUAUAAACGCGGAUGAACAUGAAGAAGAUGUAAGAGGCAACUUUUGGAGAUCAGCAAGAUGGUGUCCAGAUGGAUCUGCCAUUCUAUCUACAACGGAAGAUAGAUCAAUCCGUAUUCAUACUACGAAUGAGGAUUUCUCCUUGUCUACUAAAACAUUUAAUCAACCAGAUUCCAUACAUUCUACCCUUUGGUAUCCAUCAGCAACAACACAUACACCAGAGACGUUCUGCUUCCUAGCUUCUGUUCGAGAUACCCCUGUGAGACUUAUAGACGGGAAUGAUGGCCGCGUAAGAGCAAGCUACCCAAUUGUCGAUCACAGAGAAAGAUUCAUCGGUCCUCAUAGUUUAGCGUUCAAUUCAACGGCCACAAAGUUGUAUUGUGGAUACGAGAAUGCUAUUGAAGUGUUCGAUGUGGCAUCACCUGGCUAUGACCAAGGUGAAAGAUUGAAAUUGGUUUAUGCCAAAAAAGAAAAAGGUGGACAAAAAGGCAUCAUCUCAGCGAUAUCGUUUUGCCCUGAUUAUUCUGGGACUUUUGCAGCAGGAAGUUUUUCAGGUUCAGUUUCGCUUUAUUCAGAAGACACAGGUUCGACACCUGUAUCACAUGUUGAGGGCGUACAAGGAGGAGGAGUUACUCAAAUCGGCUGGCACCCUCUGAACCCAACGAUAAUGUUCAUUGCAUCAAGACGUUCUUCCCAAAUACAGAUAUACGAUACCCGGGAUCUCUCCGCACCGUUAAGCUCGUUUACAAGAGAUAAUUCAACCAAUCAGAGAAUGGCAUUUGAUCUGGAUCCUUGGGGAAGAUGGCUCUCUUCGGGCGAUGAGUUUGGAACCAUCAAGGUCUGGGAUAUCACCACAAUGGAUCCGAUACCCAUCUUCGAAGAAAAUCUUCACAGAGAUGCCGUCGGAUCAGUUCAAUUUCAUCCUUACCAAUCUCUCUUGCUCACUUGCUCGGGAUCAAGAAAGCACCUAACGAACAGACAUCAUUUGUCCGACGACGAAAGCUCUACCAGUGGAUCGGACGACGAAACAGAUUCCAAUGAAGACGACGAUUCAAUCAACGCAAUCCAUCAAGCAGUGACGAGGACACCGCCAAAACCUCUCGAUGCCACCUUGCGUAUAUGGUCCGUAUCGCCUUCCUCAAAGUCAUCAAACCUGGAACAGUCAUUCGAAUCACACGCAAUAACGCAGGCCGAAGCAGUUAUAACAUCUUCAUUGCAGACGACACCAACGUCACCAACGCCGACUUCAUAA